Messenger RNA from Bactrocera dorsalis (oriental fruit fly), 2081 nucleotides. Its product is annotated as FGGY carbohydrate kinase domain-containing protein. Gene Ontology annotation, molecular function: phosphotransferase activity, alcohol group as acceptor; kinase activity. The coding region runs from base 192 to 1850 and encodes 552 amino acids. Lineage: Eukaryota; Metazoa; Arthropoda; Insecta; Diptera; Tephritidae. The transcript has 7 exons. The record is from RefSeq and is a predicted model, not a curated record. Gene Ontology annotation, biological process: carbohydrate metabolic process.
UCGAAAGCUAGAAGUUCUCAACAGUUUCAGAUUGCUGACGCCAGUCGGGGAGUUAAGUAGUGCAUUAUCGACGGACAUUAUUACUAAAAAAUUGCGUAUAUAUUUGAAAAAAGCACUUAGACCGGUUUUUAACGUUCGCUUUGCUUUGCGUCGUCUGAAGAAUAUUGAUAACACGCUUCACUUAGCUCGCCAUGACCGAAACGUUCUUUGUAGGUGUUGAUAUAGGCACGGGCAGUGCCCGUGCUGCACUGGUCGAUUUGAAGGGAAAGGUAUUGAAGCAGUGUGUGAAACCAAUACAGACUUGGAAUCCCGAGCGCGAUUACUAUGAACAAUCAUCCGAGGAUAUUUGGAGUGCAGUGUGUCAUUGUGUGAAGGAAGUCACAAAGGAAACCACGAAGGAAAGCAUAAAAGCUAUCUCUUUUGAUGCCACCUGCUCCUUGGUGAUAUUGGGCGAAAAUGGUGAAUCUCUCACUGUCAGUCGCACCGGCAAAAGCGAACAGAAUAUCAUAUUGUGGAUGGAUCAUCGUGCACAUGCCGAAGCCACGCUUAUUAAUGCAACCAAACACGAGCUGUUGCAGUAUGUCGGCGGACAGGUAUCACUGGAGAUGGAAAUACCGAAAUUAUUGUGGUUGAAAAAGAAUCUACAAAGUACAUGGAGUAAAGUCUGGCGCGCCUUUGAUCUGCCCGAUUUUCUUACAUGGCGCAGCACAGGCGUUGACACGCGCUCGCUGUGUUCGGUGGUUUGCAAAUGGAAUUACGAUGCUAUGAAUAUGCGUUGGAGCGCAGAUUUUUUAAAGCAGAUCGGUUUGGAUGAUUUAUGCGCAAAUGAUUUUGAAAUAAUUGGACAGCGCAUCUGUGAGCCGGGUUCGGCGGUGGGCGCAGGUUUAACAGCGCAAGCUGCCAAAGAGCUCUCACUACUGCCUGGUACAAUCGUUGGUACCUCGCUAAUUGACGCACAUGCCGGUGCGUUGGGCAUGUUUGGUUGUCGUGCCGCAUUGGAGGCGAGUGAUAAGCCACUGGAAGCGGCAUUGGAGAAUCUCCAAGGCAAAUUAGCGCUUAUAUGCGGCACAUCCACCUGCCACAUGAGCUUGACACGCGAGCCCUGCCUGGCACAUGGGGUGUGGGGUCCUUACCGCGGUGCCAUACUGCCGAAUUACUACCUUAACGAAGGUGGUCAGAGCGCUGCUGGUAUAUUAUUGGAUUUCAUUGUAAAAACGCAUACAAAAUAUGCCGACAUACAAGCGAAAUUAGGCAAAAAUGAGCACAUAUAUCAAUAUUUAAAUAAUCUAUUGGAGAAGAUGCGUUUGGAACGCGGUUACGAUGAUAUUUGCUUUCUGACCAAUGAAUUGCAUGUUUGGCCCGAUUUUCAUGGCAAUCGUUCGCCUAUCGCUGAUCCCAAUUUGAGGGGCAUGAUAUCGGGUCUCAAUAUGAACGCCGAUGAGGAGUCGUUGGCGCUCUUAUAUUUGGCAUUUGUACAAGCAUUAGCUUAUGGCACCCGUCACAUUAUUGAUAACCUCGUCGAGAAAUAUAAACGUGUGCCCUACAGCAGUAUGCUGUUUUGUGGUGGCCUAGCUAAGAACAGCGUGUAUGUACAAGCACACGCUGAUAUCUGUCAAUUAGCCGCUGUGAUACCAGAUGAGCAGGAAAUGGUAUUGGUCGGCGCCGCCAUGUUGGGCGCAUGUGCCGCUAACGUUUAUGGAAAUUUAGAGGCUACUUCGAAGGAAAUGGGCGGCACUGGUGUACUGUUAAAACCGAAAAAAUCCACUGCGGACUAUCACAAUCGCAAGUAUCGAGUGUUUCUGCAAAUGCUUGAAGAUCAACGCAAAUACAAACAAAUAAUGGAAAAGUAAAACCGUUAUAAUAAAGGCUUAACAAUUUAAUUUUGUUUUUAUGCAUUUAUUGUACCGUUUUUUGUUCAAUAUUGUACCUACAUAACGGCACAUUACUACUACACACAUUUGUUUGUACCUUAAUACCUUCCAAAGAUUUUAUAAAUUGUUACUAUGCCAUGAACUAAUUAAUUAUUAAAUAAAUUAAGUUUUGUUACAUUUGUUGCAACAAGUCAAAAAGUUGUGCCCGUA